UCGGGCCUUAGCGUUAGAGCAGCCUAGAAUCUGAGGGCACGGCCCUCUCCGCAUUCCGUUCCCACCUCCGUACGUACGCCGCGCGGCCUCUCUGCAGCGUCCGUCCGAGCGCCGCCGCUGGCGUGGGCCCCGCCUGCUUCCCUCCUCGCCUCUCUGUGUGUCCGCGGCUGGCCGGCGCGAUGCAGCUGGACCUGAGGCCCGCCACGCUGGGGCUGCUGCUGCUGUGCGCCGCGGCAGCCGGCGCCGGGGAAGCCGAGGAGCUGCACUACCGGCAGGGCGAGCACCGCGCCGACUACGACCGCGAGGCGCUGCUGGGCGGCCAGGAAGAAGUCGAUGAAUAUGUUAAACUCUCCCCCGAAGAGCAACACAAAAGACUGAAGUCAAUCAUAAAGAAAAUUGACUUGGACUCAGAUGGCUUUCUCACCGAAAGUGAACUCAGUUCAUGGAUUCAAAUGUCUUUUAAACAUUAUGCUAUGCAAGAAGCAAAACAACAGUUUAUUGAGUAUGAUAAAAACAAUGAUGGUAGUGUGUCAUGGGAUGAAUACAACAUUCAGAUGUAUGAUCGGGUGAUCGACUUUGAUGAGAACACUGCUCUGGAUGAUGCAGAAGAGGAGUCUUUUAGGCAGCUUCAUUUAAAGGACAAGAAGCGAUUUGAAAAAGCUAACCAGGAUUCAGGACCUGGUUUGAACCUUGAAGAGUUUAUUGCUUUUGAGCAUCCUGAAGAAGUUGAUUAUAUGACGGAAUUUGUCAUUCAAGAGGCUUUAGAAGAACAUGACAAAAAUGGUGAUGGAUUUGUUAGUUUGGAAGAAUUUCUUGGUGACUACAGGCGGGACCCGACUGCAAAUGAAGAUCCAGAGUGGAUACUUGUUGAGAAAGAUAGAUUCAUGAAUGAUUAUGACAGAGAUGCUGAUGGCAGACUUGAUCCGCAAGAACUGUUGUCCUGGGUUGUACCCAAUAACCAGGGCAUUGCACAAGAAGAGGCUCUUCAUCUAAUUGAUGAAAUGGAUUUGAAUAGUGACCGAAAGCUCUCUGAAGAAGAGAUUCUGGAGAACCAGGACUUGUUUCUUACAAGUGAAGCCACAGAUUAUGGCAGACAGCUUCAUGAUGAAUAUUUUUAUCAUGAUGAGCUUUGAUCCCUGGGUGUAUCUGAAUAGAGCACUGGCUCCUUUUAUAGUUUGUUACCAGCUUUACUUUUGUGAUAAAAUGUUGAUGUUAUAUUUUACACUCUUAAGUCUUACCAGAGUCAAAAUUAUCUUAAUGUACAUUAUAGUUUUGGCCUUUCAGGAGAAAAGUAAAACAAAAACCUGAUAUUUAUUUCCACAUGCAUUGAAGAAAUGAAACAAUGUUGUGCCAUAUGACAAAAAAGUCUUGCCUAAACAGUCCAUCUGUUUAGUACUGUAUUGUGAAAUAUUUGAGUUCUGUUUCCAUACUUGGAAAAAAAAAAAAAAAACGGAGGAUUUUAGAGAUGCCUGAACAAUAUUAUUUAAGUAGUAUGUGACUAAGCUAUCGAUUUUUGUUUUAAGUAGGUUUAACUUGGGAACUGACAGAAAGACAUUGUUUUUAGAUUUAGCAUUUUGUUUUAAACCUUUAAAGGAACCUUAUAAGGACUUAUACCUCACAUAUUAAUGGUGAGAAGUUCUGCUUAAUUUUAAAAUGGUUUCUAUAAAGGGUUUUAAUGUAUGAAAUAGAACUUUAUAUUUUUGCAUAUGUAUAGAUAGUAAUUAUAUUUAAUGUGUAACUAUAGCAUUACGGUGUGUGGAAUUUGACUUUGUUCAGAACUCUCUUCUUUUUUUUUUUGACUGAUUAAAAAUGAAAUGUCCUAUC
Messenger RNA from Dama dama (fallow deer), 1824 nucleotides. It is a transcript of the gene RCN2, whose product is annotated as reticulocalbin 2. Gene Ontology annotation, molecular function: calcium ion binding. The record is from RefSeq and is a predicted model, not a curated record. The transcript is spliced from 7 exons. Bases 180 to 1133 code for a protein of 317 amino acids. Gene Ontology annotation, cellular component: endoplasmic reticulum. NCBI's taxonomy places the organism in Eukaryota, Metazoa, Chordata, Mammalia, Artiodactyla, Cervidae.